UUGUUGCCGGCUCUGACUCGGGGCGGCCGCGGCGCGCGGAGCUCCGGGGAGCCGGGGGCAGCCGCGCAGCCACAACGGAGCAGCCGCGGGACUGGCCGCCCCGCGCCCCCUUCGCCGCCGUGCCGUUCCCCGGCGCGCUCACCCCGUUCUCGGGAUGGGAUUGUAGCGGCGGCGCGGACUCGGCGGCGGCGGCGGCGGCGGAGGCCGAGCGGGGCUCCAUGUUUUCCCCCGGCCAGGAGGAGCCCAGCGCCCCCAAUAAAGAGCCCGUGAAAUACGGAGAGCUGGUGGUCUUGGGGUAUAAUGGUGCACUACCUAAUGGAGACAGAGGACGGAGGAAAAGUAGAUUUGCCCUCUUUAAGCGGCCCAAGGCUAACGGUGUAAAACCCAGCACAGUCCAUGUGAUCUCCACACCCCAGGCAUCCAAGGCCAUCAGCUGCAAAGGUCAGCACAAUUCCUAUACUUUGUCAAGAAAUCAGACUGUGGUGGUCGAGUACACGCAUGAUAAAGACACGGAUAUGUUUCAGGUGGGCCGAUCAACGGAGAGCCCCAUUGACUUCGUUGUUACAGAUACCAUCUCUGGCAGCCAGAACAAUGAGGAGGCCCAAAUCACUCAAAGCACUAUAUCCAGGUUUGCCUGCAGGAUUGUGUGUGACAGAAAUGAACCAUACACGGCACGGAUAUUUGCAGCAGGCUUUGACUCCUCCAAAAACAUAUUUCUUGGAGAAAAGGCAGCAAAGUGGAAAAACCCUGAUGGCCACAUGGAUGGGCUUACUACCAAUGGUGUACUGGUGAUGCAUCCCCGAGGGGGCUUCACCGAGGAGUCCCAGCCUGGGGUCUGGCGUGAGAUCUCCGUCUGUGGAGAUGUGUACACCUUGCGGGAAACCAGGUCGGCCCAACAGCGGGGAAAGCUGGUGGAAAGUGAGACCAAUGUCCUUCAGGACGGCUCCCUCAUUGACCUGUGCGGGGCCACUCUUCUCUGGAGAACCGCAGAUGGCCUUUUUCACACUCCAACUCAGAAACACAUCGAAGCCCUCCGGCAGGAGAUCAACGCUGCCCGGCCCCAGUGCCCCGUGGGGCUCAACACCCUGGCCUUCCCCAGCAUCAACAGAAAAGAGGUGGUGGAGGAGAAGCAGCCCUGGGCGUACCUCAGCUGCGGCCACGUGCACGGCUACCACAACUGGGGCCAUCGGAGCGAUACAGAGGCCAAUGAGCGGGAGUGCCCCAUGUGCAGGACUGUGGGCCCCUAUGUGCCUCUCUGGCUUGGCUGUGAGGCAGGAUUUUACGUAGACGCAGGACCACCCACCCACGCUUUCACGCCUUGUGGACACGUGUGCUCAGAGAAGUCUGCAAAAUACUGGUCUCAGAUCCCGCUGCCUCAUGGAACUCACGCGUUUCAUGCCGCCUGCCCAUUCUGUGCCACGCAGCUGGUCGGCGAGCAGAACUGCAUCAAACUGAUUUUCCAAGGUCCCGUUGACUGACGCCCGACAGCCAACUUUGAGGUCAUUAACAAGUUACUGUGAAGAUUUUGCCACUAACUCUAGAUUCUACCUUUUGUAAUGCUGUUUAUUAAGGGGAGGGCGAACUGGGGCUGGGGGACAAAAGAGGGCGCACGGUGAAGAAUCAUAGCAGGAGUUUAACAGAUACCAGUGGUGUGUUGCAUGCUCCAAACAGUGACAUCGUCAUCAAAGCCUGCUUGAUUAAACCAUCAGAUCUGUGUAAUAAUUGGAUUUCAACUGCCAUGUUUUUUUUA
Molecule: messenger RNA, 1750 nt
Organism: Castor canadensis (American beaver)
Lineage: Eukaryota; Metazoa; Chordata; Mammalia; Rodentia; Castoridae
Gene: Peli2
Product: pellino E3 ubiquitin protein ligase family member 2
Biological process (GO): regulation of Toll signaling pathway; protein polyubiquitination
Molecular function (GO): protein binding; ubiquitin protein ligase activity
Source: RefSeq, a predicted model, not a curated record